UACGUUUGUAUUGUUGGCUGAGAAAAUUAUUCUAUCUUAGUUUGAGUGAAUAGUGACAAUUCUGACACUGGAGGAGGCAGUGAACGCACCACAAGGCUUGUCAGACUGGCUAGGGGAGUCUGGGUGACGAGGACACCUGUCCUUCCUGUCUCCAGCCAAACCCGGUUCAGUAGGAGCACGGCAGAGCAACGCAAAGAGCCAUCAGAAGAAGGCACACAGUCCUGGUCCAGAUGUCUUCAAGAGGGUUUGGAAGGUUCGACAGAGCCAGGGACUUUACAAUUUAUGACGAGGUUACUGCAGACCCCCCAUAUCUGGAUACCCAGCUACCCCCGCCACCACCACCAACCUUAAAUGGAAUGGCGAAGGUGCCAGCAUUCAGCUUGGACCCCCUUCCCCCGCCUCCUCUUCCUGAACAGCCAGCAGUUGGGCCAGAGAGCUUCUACUCCCCCAGUGACAGUGAGCCCCCCGAAGGCGACCGCGACGCCAUGGACAUCAAGCCGGUCCGCCGCUUCAUCCCUGACUCUGUGAAAAACUUCUUCGGUGGCAGCAGCAGAAGCCAGGGCUCCAAAACCAAGUCUGUCACCCCUGCGCCCUCCAACCAUUCCUCUGCACCUUCAUCUAAAACAAACAUCAAGUCCCACACCACAGGGGGCGUGCCCUGCUCACCACCUAAUUCCGCCCCCCCAUCCCCUUCCCUCCCAGGCUCCAGCCGUCCUUUCGGCAGCUACCAGAAGGAGCAUGAAGCACUGCUGCUGGGUGCAGAAGCUCGGGACAUCAUGUCCACUGCCCCCAGCAACACCUCCACCCAGACCUACCAGGAGCGAGUGGAGGAGUACCACCUGCGCUAUGCCUACAUGAAAUCGUGGGCCGGCCUGCUCAGGAUCCUUGGCUGCGUUCAGUUGCUGCUGGGCGCUGCCGUGUUCGCCUGCGUCUGCGCCUACGUUCACAAGGACAACGAGUGGUUCAACAUGUUUGGCUACUCGCAGCCACAGCUUUACGGAGGGCUCGGCGGCGGUGUCGGUGGAUACGGGGCCAGUUACUACACCGGUCCCAAGACACCUUUUGUCCUGGUGGUGGUUGGCCUUGCCUGGAUAGUGACAAUUAUCCUGGUCGUCAUGGGAAUGACCCUGUACUACAGAGCCAUCCUGCUGGACUCGUCCUGGUGGCCCCUCACCGAGUGUUCCAUCAAUCUGGUUCUGGCGAUUCUCUACAUGUCUGCAGCAAUAGUGUAUGUUAUGGACACCACCCGUGGAGGUCUAUGCUACACACCUGUUUUCAACAAUGGCAUGAACGGUGCCUUCUGCCGCACGGAGGCCGGGCAGACUGCAGCCAUCAUCUUCCUCUUCAUCACCAUGGUGCUGUAUUUCAUCAGCGCAGGAGUUUGCCUGAAGCUAUGGAGGCACGAAGCUGCCAGGAUGAGGAGGGAGGCGUUUGCACAGGAGAUGAAGACUGUCGGCUCUUCGAUUCCACUGCCCAUACUGGAUUCGGUCUCUCGGGCCUCCGACCAGACGCCUCUGCCAACUGUCCAGCCCGACAUCAUGGAUGCACAACAUUUCCCUGUGGGGUCUUCCUUAAUGACAGCAGACCCAGAGAUCCUUCAGGGUCACAUCCCAGCUGGUCACAUCCCCAAACCCGUGGUCAUAGCUGACUAUAUAGUGAAAUAUCCCAGUAUCCACUCGGCUGAGGAUCGGGACCGGUACAAGGCUGUGUUUACUGACCAGUACGCAGAGUAUCGGGAUAUCCACAAAGAGGUUGAAGUAAUGGCCAAGAAGUUUGAAGAGAUGGACAGAAUGAUGCAAGAUCUCGCCUCCAGGCCAUCCAGCCAGAUGGAGCAGGAGCGCAUCAACAAAAUCUUAAAGGAGUACCAAAUGAAGAAAGCAGAUCCAACAUACCUGGAGAAGAGGGACAGGUGUGAGUACCUGAAAAAUAAGCUCUCCCACAUUAAACAGAAGAUCCAGGAGUACGACCAGGCCGCUGGUUAAAUUCCCAUCCCUGCCUUGCAGCCUGUUGAGGUGCACCCCAUAGAGGAUCUUUGUCAUGCAUGAACUUGUUGCUGUUGGCUCGAGCUGCAUCUCCUCAAGCCUGUGAGAUCACAGAACGCUGGUCUGAAACCCCCCCAUGAGGUUCUUUGGAUGCUUCCAUUAAGAGGACCAUGAGUUUUCAGAUCCCAGAUCCCUGCAGGAUCGCCUCUACGGGGAUCUGCUGUCAUGUGGAGGUUGUUCUUCUUCCAUUUUGUGUAUCUGUUUUUAUUGUUUCUGAUAUUUCAUACUGCUAUGAGCCAAUAAAAUCUUCGUAUUUUA
Oryzias latipes (Japanese medaka) is the source of this 2300-nucleotide messenger RNA. NCBI's taxonomy places the organism in Eukaryota, Metazoa, Chordata, Actinopteri, Beloniformes, Adrianichthyidae. The record is from RefSeq and is a predicted model, not a curated record.